Tricharina praecox is the source of this 1164-nucleotide messenger RNA. RefSeq names its product beta-lactamase superfamily domain-containing protein. Gene Ontology annotation, biological process: N-acylethanolamine metabolic process; N-acylphosphatidylethanolamine metabolic process. The record is from RefSeq and is a predicted model, not a curated record. The transcript has 8 exons. Gene Ontology annotation, molecular function: zinc ion binding; N-acylphosphatidylethanolamine-specific phospholipase D activity. Gene Ontology annotation, cellular component: membrane-bounded organelle; cytoplasm. Lineage: Eukaryota; Fungi; Ascomycota; Pezizomycetes; Pezizales; Pyronemataceae. The coding region runs from base 1 to 1164 and encodes 387 amino acids.
AUGUCCGGUACUCAGGGAAUGUUGGCUGAGGCCUUCAGCGCGACCGUCAACGCCGCCACAAAUCCACCCCCGAAUCCCGAGGACCACGGCUCUAAGGCCCACCACGUCAACGGCGGAAAGGGAGGCUUCGUCAAUCCAUGGGAUAGUUGGCACGACGCGGGCAUCGUGGCCAUUCUGAAGGGGAUAAUGCAUUACCGCAAGACGCAUGGCGUGACGGGCCCCAAGACCGACCCGGCGCCAAACGUUGUCAAGCCAACCUUCCCAACCACCCGCUCCGCCACCGACACGCAGUUUCGUGCCACAUGGCUCGGCCACGCUUGCUUCUAUGUCGAGUUCCCCGGCGGUCUGCGAGUGCUCUUCGAUCCGGUUUUCUCGGAUCGCUGCAGUCCGGUGCAGUUCAUGGGCCCGAAACGAUACACCAAGAUUCCGUGCGAAAUCGCCGACAUUCCCGUAGUCGACAUCGUUUGCAUUAGCCACAACCAUUACGACCAUACCGACUACGGCACUAUAGUGAAACUCCAGGAACUUCACCCGAAAGUCCACUUUUUUGUCCCGUUGGGAGACAAGCAAUGGUUCACCCGCUCCGGUUUCCACAAUUGUACCGAGCUUGACUGGUGGGAUGUGCGGGAAGUCGUGUUGGACCCGUCGAACGAAGGACAGAAGACCACCGUCGGGUUCCUACCAUGCCAGCAUACCAGUGGCCGCGGGCUUACGGAUCGAUCCAUGACAUUGUGGGGCAGCUGGAGCAUUGAGAGCGGCGGGAAGAAAGUAUAUUUCGCUGGUGAUACUGGUUACCGUGCCGUUCCCCAGGAAUCGGCAGGAAAGGACGACUACGCUGAGGAAUACAAACACCUCCCUGUGUGCCCGGCGUUCAAGCAGAUUGGAGAGCUACGAGGUGGCUUUGAUUUGGGUUUAAUACCUAUCGGCGCUUACGUUCCCAGAUGGAUCAUGAGUCCUAUGCACGCCGAUCCGAAGGACGCGGUCAACAUUUUUGUCGAUACGAAGUGUACGAAGGCGAUAGCAAUGCACUGGGGAACUUGGGUGCUCACUGACGAGCCCGUUAUGGAACCCCCGGAGCGGUUGCGGCGCGCGUUGAAGGAGAAGGGGAUCGACGAGACUGGCGUGUUCGACGUGCUGGAUAUCGGUGGCAGCAAAGAUUUCUAG